This is a messenger RNA of Arvicanthis niloticus (Nile rat), 2924 nucleotides long. It is a transcript of the gene Vps9d1, whose product is annotated as VPS9 domain containing 1. Gene Ontology annotation, molecular function: guanyl-nucleotide exchange factor activity; small GTPase binding. Gene Ontology annotation, biological process: vesicle-mediated transport. Lineage: Eukaryota; Metazoa; Chordata; Mammalia; Rodentia; Muridae. Gene Ontology annotation, cellular component: endocytic vesicle; cytosol. The record is from RefSeq and is a predicted model, not a curated record.
AGCAAGUCGGCCAGAAGAGCUGACAAGACCCACCUGACCCCUUCUACUCCGUAAACCCAGGUCUGCGCGGCGGGGCGGGGCCGGAGGAAGUGUAUCUGGGUCCCUUCCGGUGGUGCGCAGCUUCCGCAGCUCCCUCAGCUGCGCACUCCGCGUUCCGGAUUGGAGGCGUCCGCCCCGCCCCUGCCGCCGAGGCCUCCCCCGCCCGGCGCCAUGGCCGCUGCGGCCGGGGACGGCGCGGCGAAGCCGCUGCAAAGCGCCAUGAAACUGGCCAACAAGGCCAUCGAGCUAGACACCGGCAACCGGCCCCGGGAAGCGUACGUGGAAUACCUUCGGAGCAUCCACUACAUCUCCCAGGUGUUGCUGGAGGAUGUGGGCAACACUACAGAAGCUGGGGAAACUGUGCCCCCUGAGACUUCAAAGAUGCUGAAGCUGGCGGAACAGUGUCUGGAGCGAGCCCAGUCAACAGCUACCAAACUUGGGAAAAUAUGCCUGAAGCCAGCCGGACCUGUGGCUCCUCCCGUACCCUUGCCAACCAGCCGACACCGCCGAGUGUGUUCAGAUGAAGGGGGGAAGCUCUCUCCUUUCCUGCCUCCUGAGAUCUUCCAGAAGCUGCAGGUGGCAGAAUCACAGAACUCUAAGAAGGAGCUGACACCACUGGAGAAGGCCUCACUACAAAACCAGAAGCUGAGGGCCACAUAUGAGGCCCGGAUGGCCCGUCUGGACCCCAGCCAGGCCAUGCAGAAGACAUCACUGACCCUGUCUCUACAGCGGCAGAUGAUGGAGAAUCUGGUAAUCGCCAAAGCAAGAGAAGAGACACUGCAGCGCAAGAUGGAAGAGCGGCGCCUGCGCCUUCAGGAGGCUGCCAACAGGAGGUUCUGCAGUCAAGUUGCUCUGACCCCAGAGGAGCGGGAGCAGCGAGCCCUCUAUGCUGCCAUCCUGGAGUAUGAGCAAGACCAUGACUGGCCAAAGCACUGGAGAGCCAAGCUCAGGCGGAGCCCGGGGGACCUGUCACUGGUGACCAGCCUAGUCUCCCACUUACUCAGCCUUCCUGAUCACCCAAUCUCCCAGCUCCUGAAGAAGCUCCAGUGCUCAGUGUACAGUGCGCUGUACCCUGUUGUGAGCCGGGCUGCCAUCAGUGCUGCGCCUGCCCCGGGCAGCUGCUCCCUCCCCCCAGAAGCCAAUGGCCUCCUGGCCCCUGGGAGCCGGCGACUUCGGUCUUCCCAGAGCCUCUACUGCAUGCUUUCCCCCUCAGAGCCCAGUGCAGCCCCAAGAGCUCUGGAUGGACCUCCCUCCACACCUAUCCCCACACUCCACUCAGGCCCCCUGGACAGAGAGGCAGACGGCAGCCCAGCAGGGCCCUCCUCACCCCUGGUGGAUGCUUUAUCCCACCUGCCAGACAAGGACAGCUCCUUCGAGGACCUGGAACAGUUUUUGGCUAUGUCUGAGCCACAGACCCCAGGAACAAAGAAGGAGCCCUUGCUGGAAUGUCUGAAGAGCACAGUAAAGGACAUUCACAAUGCCAUUGAUAGACUGCUCUCGCUGACCCUCUUGGCCUUCGAAAGCCUGAACACAGCCGCCUCCAAGGACCGCUGCCUGGCGUGCAUUGAGGAGCCCUUCUUCUCCCCACUGUGGCCCCUGCUGCUGGCCCUCUACAGGAGUGUGCACCGUACCCGGGAGGCUGCUGUGAGCAGGAGCAUGGAGCUGUACAGGAAUGCACCCCCUACAGCCCUUGGCAUCCCCACCAAGCUCCUCCCACGUGUCCCUGAGGCUCAGGCCUCCACCUACCCCUACUGCACUGCAGCCCAAGAACUGGGGCUGCUGGUCUUGGAGAGCUGCCCCCAGAAGAAGCUGGAGUGCAUCGUGCGGACCCUGAGGGUCAUCUGCAUCUGUGCAGAAGACUACUGUCGCGCCCAGGAGGCCAGGCCUGAGGGUGGAUCCCAGCCCCCUGCUGCUGCCAUUGGUGCUGAUGACUUGCUGCCCAUUCUGUCCUUCGUGGUGCUGAGAAGUGGCCUCCCCCAGCUGGUGUCAGAGUGUGCAGCCCUGGAGGAGUUCACUCAUGAAGGGUACUUGAUUGGAGAGGAAGGGUACUGCCUGACAUCACUGCAGAGCGCCCUGAGCUAUGUGGAACUUCUCUCCCGGGGACGGCUGGACAAGUAGUGGUGGCUGGACCUCACAGACCAAAGGAGCCACAGGACCUCCACACUGCACUGUACAUCUGGUCUGGGGACACUGGAGGCAGCCUGCUGUGGUGGUGCUCUAUAGCUCCUGCCCGCCUUCUUUACCGUAACUCUGUCUUGGAGGCCUGGAACAGUGCCUCUUUCGCAGGCCAUGGCUAGCUGAGUCAGGCCUGCUCUGUCUUGGGCUUGCCUCUCAGACCCCACAGGAGAAAUCUGUAGCUGCUGUUCCGUGGGGAGCCAGCAACACUGCUGGGCCUCCAGUAAACCUGGUGGCCCUCACUGUUCUCGUGGACACUAGGCAGCCCCUACUGGGGCAUCUAUCAGCACAGAGAUGGGGAUUGGACAGGCCAGUCUAGUUUCGCACCCCUCCAGUCUCCUGAGACAGCCUAAGUUUGUGUGAGCCAGUUUCUUGUUAGUAACAAGUGGGCUUUACCCUGCCCAGAGGACUGGGUGUAGGUAGUGUGAGGCUGUGUUGUUCAUUUACCAGGCAGCAGCUGCCCUGUUUGCUCUUACUGGCCCAGGUAUCACUGCCCAGGCCUGGGAUAUGAGCCUUUCUCUUACUGAGGUCCAGGACAGCCUGCCCUGGGCUUAUCUUGGUUGGGGACAGUGAACUACGUUCAGGACACUGGCUAACAAACACAUUUGUACAGACUCUUCAAUGUCAGAGUCUAAAGGUCAGCCCCUAAACUGUUACAUGUCUCUAGGUGGCCACCAACUCGGCCUAAAAUAAAAAGUCACUCCAUCUAA